Aptenodytes forsteri (emperor penguin) is the source of this 2352-nucleotide messenger RNA. RefSeq names its product prominin-1-A. NCBI's taxonomy places the organism in Eukaryota, Metazoa, Chordata, Aves, Sphenisciformes, Spheniscidae. Gene Ontology annotation, cellular component: apical plasma membrane; microvillus; cell surface. Gene Ontology annotation, molecular function: cholesterol binding. The transcript has 23 exons. The record is from RefSeq and is a predicted model, not a curated record. Bases 92 to 2266 code for a protein of 724 amino acids.
GAUUGCAGAUUUUGGGCAGCCCCCGAGUGAGGAGGCCAUCGGGGAGCAAGUCCAGGAGCUGCUGCUCUACGAACUGGGUUUCCUGGUCUGCAUGGCCAUCGGGCUCCUCUUCAUCAUCCUCGUGCCCCUGGUGGGAUGCUGCUUCUGCUGCUGCCGCUGCUGUGGGAACUGCGGGGGUCGCAUGUACCAGAAGCAGGGCCGGCGGAUGGGCUGCCGGCGCCAGGCGCUCUGGGCCUCCGUCCUGCUGGUCUCUGCUCUCCUCCUGGCCGGCGACGUCUGCACCUUUGUCAGCAACACCCGCUUCUCCCAGGCUGUGUGUGGCACCUUCCCCAACGUCAACGACACCCUGGACAACGUCCACACCUACCUGGCCUCCAUCCCCCAGCAAAUCAAUUUUAUCAUCGACAGCAGCAACGUCCCGCUGGGCCAUGCCAACCGCAGCCUCCAGGACAUCGGGACCAGCCUGGGCGGCAUGAUCGUCUCCGAGAUCAGGAGCAGCACGGAUGGGGCUCUGGGAUCCCUCCAGAGCCUCUUGCAAGGGAUGGAGAUGCUGGUGGCAGCCUUCAGCAGCAUCGCCAGCACUCGCUCACGCCUCGAGGAGCUGCAGAGCAACUACAGCCAGCGGCUGGCCAGCCUGCGGGAUGGCCUCAACCAGACCCUGCAGCGCUGCGGCCGCCCCUGCGACAGCGUGUCCCUGGAUGGCCUUGCCUUCAGCACCAACUUCAGCAUGAUCCCCGGUGUGGAGCAGCAGCUGGAGGCACUGCGUGAUGUGUCUGGCUCCAACAUAGAGGCUGAUUUAGAGGAGGUUAACAACACGCUGGACACGACCCCUGCCAAGGUGCAAGAGCAGUCCCGGGAUGUGGUGACAAAGACCCAGGACCAGCUGGGCCUCAUCAGGGAGAAGAUCAGGAGCUUGCAGGAGCAGUUGCCGCUCCUGGAUGUGGAGGAGAGUGUCGGGGCCUUCGUGGACAACACCAUGUCGGUGCUGGAGGAGUACAGGGAGCCGAUCAUCUCCUUGGAUGGGCUCAGGUGGAGCGUGUGUGCCCUCCUGUGCUGCAUGGUGCUGCUGGUGGUCCUUUGUAACGUUGUCGGGCUGCUGCUGGGGCCCCUGGGGCUGAAGGAAAGCGUGCUGCCCACGCAGCGCAGCAGCCUCUCCAACGCCGGCGGGAACUUCUUCAUGGCAGGGGUCGGCUUCAGCUUCAUUUUCUCCUGGCUGCUGAUGCUGGUGGUGCUGAUCCCCUUCAUGCUGGGGGGGAACAUCUACGUGCUCAUCUGCGAGUCCUGGCGCAGCCAGCAGCUCUUCCAGCUCCUGGACACCCCCGGCCUGAUCCCUGGCUUCAACCUGUCGGAGCUGCUGGGCCAGGAGGGUGGCACAGCAAACUUCUCGGAGAUGUACAGGCAGUGCCAGCGAGACGCUGCCCUGUGGCAAACGCUGCACCUGGACCAGAGCGUGUCCCUGGACGAGCUCUUGAACAUCAGCCAGUACACAGGAGAGAUCUCCACGGCCUUUGAGAAGAUGAACAUCACCCUGAGCCCCAUCUUGCUGCUCAGUCAGAGCCAGAGAGACUUGCUGCUGAAUGCCAGCCGGGCCGGGCAGCCCCCCGACUUCACCCCCACCCUGGAGCAGCUGGAUCAGAACGUGACCCAGGGAAGCCUCCUGGAUCUGGCCGCAGAGUUGGAGCAGCUGGCAGACAAAGCGGGCACUAAUGUGAAAGAGGACCUGAAGGCUGAUGCUCGCAAGCUGAGGGAGCUGGACAAGGAGAUGCAGAUGAGCUUGUCUAGGCUGCUGCAAAGCCUGAAAGAGAACAUCUACUCGGUGCAGAGCGGGACUACCCAGCUCGAGGCAGAGACAAAAGCUGCGCUGGACAAAGCCAGCGAAACCCAGGAGUUCCUGGAGAGGGAGACGGCAAACAUCAUCAAGAAUGAGACGUGGGCCUUCCUGGAGGAGCUGUUUGACUUCUUUGAGACCUACAUCUCCUGGGCCAAGAGCAGGCUGACGGGAGAUGUGGCACGUUGCAAGCCCAUAGCUCAGACCCUGGAUAACGUGGAGGCCAUCACCUGCGACUACAUCCUGGACUCUCUGAAUGCCUUCUGGUUCAGCCUGGGCUGGUGCACCUUCUUCCUGCUGCCCAGCAUCAUCCUGGCUGUCAGACUUGCCAAGUUUUACCGCCGCAUGGACAUCGCCGAUGACUACAGGAAUGAAGCCUUGGAGAUGCCGCCCACAUUCAACUUCUACAAAAUCCCCCGGCCGUCCACGAGGCAUUAGCCCCUGUUGCCCACAGCGCGGGCACGGAGGAGAUGGACACAGCUGUCCCGUCUGCUGCGCCUUCUCCUUGGGUGCUGUGGAGCAGG